Lotus japonicus is the source of this 2257-nucleotide messenger RNA. Its product is annotated as F-box protein At3g07870-like. The record is from RefSeq and is a predicted model, not a curated record. NCBI's taxonomy places the organism in Eukaryota, Viridiplantae, Streptophyta, Magnoliopsida, Fabales, Fabaceae. Bases 410 to 1939 code for a protein of 509 amino acids. The transcript is spliced from 3 exons. Gene Ontology annotation, molecular function: protein binding.
UUCCGAUGUAUCAAAAAUAUUAAUAUGAGAAUUAUGAAAAGAGUCCAAAAAAUGAGCACACGAAUCAGCCAAAUGUUUUUUUUUUUUUUUUUAAAUUCGAAUCAGCCAAAUGUUUACAGGCUGUUUACUAUAGGUGAAAUUAAUUAUCAUUCAAUGUUAGAAAUCAAUGUAUUUUCGAUUGACCAUUCAGAAUUGGAAACGAGCCUGUUUUUCGGUUUCAUACCUUAAUUCAUUUUCCUUCUCAAAAAUGUGAAAUGAAGAAUUUCAAAGGGUUUUUCUCAUCUGUAUAAGUACAAGCCCACGAUUGCUUUUUUUACAUUACAUGCAACCGUUCACCACCAAGCCACCAACACAUUUUCUCUGAGAAAAAAUCUAUGGGCUUGAGGCAUCAAACAGUCUAAGUGUGGCCAUGGAAACAAAAGAGGGCUCAAUGGGCUCUCCUAGGGAUAGAAAAGGCAAAAGGGUAGCAGAGAAAGUUGAUAAUGAGUCAAAAAGUCAACAACUUGGGGUUUCUUUUACUGAUCUUCCAUCACACAUCAGUACUGACAUUCUGCUAAGACUUCCUAUUAAGUCUAUUCUCAUUUGUAAAUGUGUUUGCCCAAGUUGGAAAGCUCUGAUCUCAGACCCACAUUUUACCAAAUUGCACUUUCAGCAUGCCUCAACCGGUUUCAUGAUUCGGGCCAACGCUCCGUAUCUAGUGUCGAGAAUCCUGCACCUUCUGGAGUUUGAGCCUGAAAAAAUUGAAAAAGAUGAUGAUGAUGACCAAUUCUGUUUCUGUGAGGACUUAUCUAUCAAACCUGAAUGCAACUCUCACUUGAAACUUGAGAAUAAACUCAAGCUUCCUCUUCGUGAUGCAAAACUAGUUUUGGACAAAAGAGAUGAGACCGAGAAAAGGGGCAGACAAGGGCAUUAUAUUUCUUCCAAGCCAGAAGAUGAUAAGUUUGCUGUGGUGAAUUCUUGUAAUGGCUUGCUUUGCUUGUGUGAUCCGAGCAGAGACAAUUUUGUUGUUUGCAACCCAGUUUCGGGUGAGUUUAUAAGACUUCCAAAAGCUACUAGCGUUCAUAAUAUUUCUGACAUCUGGCACCAAGAAAUAUAUUGUGGUUUUGGUUUGCUACCCAAAACUAAUGAAUAUAAGGUGGUAAGAAUAUUGAAGAUGUACGGGGGGUUGCAUUCGCCUAAAACGACGAAAUUUAUGGGUGUUGACAUGUACACACUAGGAACAACAACAUGGAAGAAUGUUGAUGUUGAUCCUGAGAAUUUUAAAUGGCUUCUAAUGUGUACUGAUAAAUGGCUUGGAUUUCCUACUUGUGUGAGUGGGGCACUUCAUUGGAUUGAUUUUUAUCACUAUGCCAUAUUGUGUUUUGACUUUGAAAGUGAGAGAUUCCAAUCCUUCCCCUCUCCUCCUCUUUUAUUUCAAAAUAAACAUUCCCCAUGGAAUAUCACCAUGGGAGAAUUAAGGGGCUCUCUUCACAUAUGUGAUUCAUCUUCUUCAUCUUCUGUGAGUACUCCUGUCAAGAUGUGGAUUAUGAAGAAAUAUGGUUUCGGUGAAUCAUGGACUAAGGUUUUUAGCAUUGAUACUAUGAGCAGAGAUCGCUGGCCUUAUGGUGGUUUAUAUUGGCCAGUAAAACACUUCAAAAAUGGUGCUGCUAUAUUGAUGUAUCAUUCCAGCAAUUGCUUUAUAUACUAUGAACCUGAAAAGUAUGGAUUCAAAAUUUUUAAGGUUCGUGGGACUCAAUAUACAUUUGAGGUUAUUCCUCAUAUUCCCAAUCUCAUCUCAUUGAAGGAUGCUGUGAAGGGAGACAACAUUGAGGUGCUGAAUAUCCACUCAAGGUGUGCACAGUUUCAAUUGCACGAAGAAAACGAAGUUCUUUUCUUGGCUAAAGUGAAUGGUGAAGUGGCUAAUGUGCACUCCAUAUCAUCUGAUGAUGAAGAUGAUUGAAGAACAGGGUGAAGAGCACGCCUCCUAACAAGUAUUUGCCAUAUAACAAGGUUAUGCUAUUGCAAGUUUGGGUUUGGCUAGUUGUAGUUUUUGGAAUAUGUUUUUCAUCUUUGAGUACCAAAGAUAUUUCAUUAAUCUGUAGGGAUGAUUAUUGCUCAGCCUUUUCAUUGUUUCCGGGAUGUGUUUUACAUGCUUUACUAUGUCUGUCGUGCCGUAUCUCUAUACUUUCCAAAUAUCGAUUAUGUUACAUUACCCAAAAGAUAUAAGUGGUGGCAGAUCCUAUCUUAUGGAUUUGGCUCCUCUAAAGUUUGAUAGUCA